GGGAAUAAUUCCUGAGGCACGGUGACUGCCUGAUUACACAAACAUUGUCUCAUCAAUUUUCUUCCCAAUCCUACAGAGGAAGUGGCAUCUGUGGUGGUCAUGGCGUGAAUAGGAAUGUGUGUUUAGAGCCGCGGGGUGGGGCCGAAGGAGAGGGGAGGAGACACUCCCAGCUGUCCUAGGAGAGCUGAGGCGAGAGGACCCCACAGCACGGUCUUUUCCCACGACCUUUACCCGGUGGGACAGAGCUUAUCCAGACAGAGGGAGUCGACAUAUUUCGUGCGCCCCAAGAUUGCUCGAGAAGCGCAGUUCGCGUCUGCAGGGCAAAAAACGAGGACGCCCAAUUAGAGGACCGACUGUCUCCUGCCUCCCAGACGAUCCACGCCAGUCUCCUCCUUGGACUACACAGCCCCUCGAGGCCCUGUCGCUGGGCACAGAUUCUCCACCUCGGACGACUUCCUAGCCGGGGGCGGUCUCUGGGGCAGGAGCACCAGGGUCCUUGGAGGCGUCUUUAAGGCUUUGGUCCCCGCCCUCAUCGCCCGCCCUCUUCCCGCCUCCCUCCGCAAGGAUCCAGCGUCUAGGCGCGCGGAGCAGGUGCGGGCCACCGUAUGCGGCUGUUGGGGCUGCUGUGGUAGCGGCGCGGGGCGCUCGCCCACCCCUUCUCCGGGCCACUCUCAGGCUCUGGCGCGCGGGGACAUGUCGGUGGUGACUGGCGGCGGUGAGGCGGCCGGUGGCGGCGGCGGCGGCGGUGCGCGUGUCUUCUUCCAGAGUCCCCGCGGUGGAACCGGCGGCAGCCCAGGAUCCAGCAGCAGCUCCGGCUCCUCAAGGGAGGACUCGGCGCCGGUGACUACGGUGGCCGCCGCCGGGCAAGUGCAACAGCAACAACGACGCCACCAGCAGGGAAAAGUGACAGUGAAAUACGACCGUAAGGAGCUUCGUAAGCGGUUGGUGCUGGAAGAAUGGAUCGUGGAGCAGCUGGGUCAGCUGUACGGCUGCGAGGAAGAAGAAAUGCCAGAUGUAGAAAUUGACAUUGAUGAUCUUCUUGAUGCCAACAGCGAGGAGGAAAGAGCUUCGAAAUUACAGGAAGCUCUCGUAGACUGCUAUAAACCAACAGAGGGUGAAGAGAUCACCUGAACAGAGUAUCGACAACACCGGAAGCUGUGUGGGUGGCCAGAGUUUGUCUGGUGGCUCCAACGUUUUGACAUGAUUGACCAUCCAGAGAGCUAACUUCAGUCCUCAAGUGUUCUUCACGAGCCAAAAACCUUGGCCCAAAACAAAUCAGAAGACUUUGAGGAAGAUUUCCUAAAGGAGGUGAACUUUCAGGAGGUGAGGUCAGGGGUGGAUCUGUUUUCUGUCACAUUUUCUUAGAUCCCAGGUGAGCACAGGGCAGUGGCAAUUGUGGUGGUGGUGGUGGUGGUGAUGAUGACAGCGAUGAUUGAUGCUGAUGGUGAUGAUGAUGAUAAUGAUGGCAGCAACAAAAGGAAGAGCAGAUGACUUCACACACAUCUUGCUUGUAGAUUCUUGCCGCCCCCAGGUAAUGAUGUUAUUUUUAUAAAGUGUAGACUUUAUUUUCUUUGUGCUGGGAGUAGAACUGGGGACCUUGCUCAUGAGGCCAGCACUCUACCAUGGAGUUAUGUCCCUAGUCCUAAAGCACAUAAAGAGCACAGGGCCCAGUCAACAUGUCCUCAUGAGCGAUGGUGACUUAACGGCCUCUUACUAAACUUAAAAUGACCACGCUUACCUUAACACAGCCCCAUUUCUCUCUGUGUGAUUAGAAUUACAUGGACAUAAACGAAUAGGAGUUAAAGACCAUUGAACACACGACAUUUGAGAUUUCUAUAUCUUGGCAAAGAGGGUCAGGAUAAAAAGAAAAGAUGUACAUGAAGCCAGCACUAACUUCAUUUUGUGACCUAGACCUCUUCUUGUGCCAUGGUGAUUAGUCUGAACUUGAAAGCCAUUUACAGAGAGGAGAAAUCCUGAGGAUUGUGUGAACUGAACCCUUUCUUAGAAUAGGUAUGCUCCUAAUGGUAUCUGUGCUGGGCCCUGAGCUACAGAAAUAGACUUAUCCUGAAAUCAUCAUUCUUGAUAAGGAGCCUUUGUAAACAAACCACUUACAACCUCUUUUUACCCUUAAAGGAGUCUCUAACUCUUCCUAAGGGGACACAUUCUGGAUUCCAUGAGUAUCUGUGCUUCCUAAAUUAAUUGCAGUUCCAGGACCCCAGAUAAAAUCCUCAUUUGCUCCACAGGCCACUGGGCAAAUAUUAAGACAUGAUGCAUAUUCUUGGAGUGAAAUUACUUUAGUCUUUUUAGUGACUAGAAAGUAGGAGAUUAUAAUUUUAUUUAUUUUUUCUGUCCUGUUGAUUGCUUUCCAUGGCUGGAAUAUUUAUGUGGACUUCACUUCAUAUUGCUUAAAUUGUAAGUGCAAAGAUGCCAAUAAAUACAUUACUAGGCAAAAAAGAAUUAUACUAUACAUACUAAGGCUGACAAUGUGGUGUGUCACUGACCUCCUUUGGUGAAUACAGACAUGGGUGAGUUUUGUGUAAGAAACAAAAUCAUCUAGAAGUAAAAGUUGAAUAUCAGAUUAAGGAGACUGUAAUCACAGCAAAAUGAAUUAAUCUUAAAAGCAGAUGUGAAUCAAGCAAAGAACAAAGUUUCAUAGCUUCAAGUUAAAGGAGGAAAAUCAAAACUGGGCUGUGAUUAGGGUCUUCAGGAAUUUCUGUUGGCAGAAGUCAUUUGACAGCACCCACAACAAGACCUCACCUGAAGCAGAUACCAUGAACUGCUUUUCAGAUAAUGAAAAGCAAGAUCAAUUCUGGUAGUCCCUGCUAGCUGAUGGAUCGAACUAUAAUCUUCCCCCAGCCCCUAGAUGAAAUGAAUAUUGACUCUUUUAUCAAGGAAUGUACCUGAAUGGACCUUGCUGUAGGGCUGUGAUGGCUGGGAGUAUAUCCCAGCAUCCUCAGAGCUGAGAAUAUUUAGAUGUGUUAUGGUGUUUCAUUGUUUCCUGCCUGGUGUCCUGGGCAACUUACACAGUCAGAUUUUUUGAUAAUGUCUAACUGGUUCUGCAGGUGACACAGUUUUGUUAUUUUAAACAGUUUUCAGGUGUUAGCAUCACCUGUCCAAAGAGGAGAGUCGUGUGGCAUGUAGUUUCUGCUACCCCACUUUAAGCUCCGAGCAGACCACAUUACUAGUCCCUGCCCUGAGAAUAUUGAAUCCAUGGAUGAAAAACAUAGACACACACUUAGCUCAAUUUCACCCUGCCUUAUUGGCUCAAUUGCUGGAUGCUUCUAAUCUCCUGUGGCUAGCAUGCCCUUCCCAAUAAUCUUAGCUCAGCACCUCUUAAUCUGCCCUUAGCUUAGUGGUCCAGUUACCUUCUCCUUGUUCAACAAACCAAAACUGCCCUCUGGGUUAGUUGGGUUUCUAAUCUCCUGCCUGGGGAAGUGGCCGAUGUCCACUACACCCAAGAUCUUACAUGGCUGUUACCUUUCCUCCCUCCGAAGCAUGGCAAAAUCCCCCUUCCUCUUUCUACAUCUCUUAGACCCAGAAGUCCCACCUCUUUCCUUCCCCCAGAAAUUGGCCCCUAGCAUCUUUAUCGAUCUAUCAAGAACCAAAUGGAGGACCUUAGUUAGCAUCAGAAAUCCCUCCUACAAAGUUUCACCUUCCAUUUCUCUAACUUCUCCUAAUUUUAGUGACUUGGGAAGUCCUUCUGCUAUUCACCCUGUUCACACAUUCCUGGACUCUCAUCUUGGCUGCUGUUUUAGUUCACUUUCUGUUGCUGUGAUAAACAUCAUAGCUGAAAGCAACUUGGAAAGGAAAAGGCUUAUUUUACCUUCUAGGUUAUAGACUGACAUGAAAGCAAGUCAGGGCAGAAAGUUGAGGCAGGAACCUGGAGGCAGAAACUGAUGGACAAGCCUUGGAGAAACUAUGCUUACUGGCUUGCUCAUCAUGGUUUUCUCAAGCUUGCUUUCUUAUACAAUGAUGACCAUCUGCCCAGGGGUAGUACCACCCACAAUGACCUGGACCCUUCCAGGCCAACCAUUUAUCAAGAAAAUGACCCACAUUCUUCAGACCAAUCUUAUAGAAGUGUUUUCUCAGUUGAGUUUCACUCUUUCCAGACAGCACUAGUUUUUGUCAAGUUGACAAAAAGCUAACCAGCACAAACUUGCCCUAGAAGCCAGGUGUGGUGAAUACCUGAAACCCCAGUACUUGAGAGGGUAAAGGUGAAGAUGGGUGGAUUUUAGUCUAGUGUGGGCUACAUAGCAAGACCCUGUCUCACAAAGCAAACAAAACAAAAGCAAACAACAAUGACAAACAAGCAACCAAAGAACUCUAAAGAAAUCCUUAGAUUUUAGGAGGUUGACAAUGAACCUGGGCCAGGGGCAAGUUGAGCCUGUCAAUGUACAGUUUUAGGUCAGUGACUGUUCUUGGAAGCAAAUGGGGAGAACACACAACCAUAUAGGCAAGGUCAGGGUUGGUGGUCCCUGUGUAUGUCACCUUUAAGAAUUUUCAUCUGCUUUUCCUCUGUACUCUGCCUCUGUACCCUGUCUCUGCCUCUCUGCCUCUCUGCCCCUCUGCCCCUCUUCCCCUCUCUCUGCCCCUCUGCCCCUCUGCCCCUCUGCCCCUCUGUCCCUCUGCCCCUCUGCCCCUCUGCCCCUCUCUCUGCCCCUCUGCCUCUCUGCCCCUCUGCCCCUCUGCCCCUCUCUCUGCCCCUCUGCCCCUCUGCCCCUCUGCCCCUCUGCCCCUCUGACCCUCUGCCCCUCUGACCCUCUGCCCCUCUGCCCCUCUGCCCCUCUGCCCCUCUCUCUGCCCCUCUGCCCCUCUGUCCCUCUGCCCCUCUGCCUCUGCCUCGAGUGGAUAGUAUGUUCAAAAGUACAGAUUGUACAUCAACAGUUCCUUCAGGCACACUUUGUUAGAGCUUCCUUUGCUGGCACAGUUACUGUGCUUGGUGACACCAUUGAUGCUUUAGAGCCCUUGUGUUAGGGAAUACUUCUAAUUAAAGAGUUACUGUUGAGUAUCUAUUCAGCUUAUUUCUUUCUAAGUGGUUCUGAAUACUAAAAAGGGUGACCUAAGUGUAGUUUAUGUAUAGAGCCAAGAUUGGCUACUUCCUUAUUUUCCAGGGUCCCAUCUUUUGGGAAAUAUCACAUUGUCAGCAAUGAACAUAACAGAUUAAUUACUUUGAAUGACCAGGGAAGGCUCUCAGACACCUGGCUAUGGUGAUCAUAAUUAGAAAGCAUGUGUCCAUCUGCUACCCCUGGCACAGGCUGAGGCAGGCCCAUAUGUGGGUGUUGGGGGUGGAUGCUGAAAGCCAAAGGACUCAGAAGAGAUCUGGAAAAUAAGGUUUCAGAGUAGGCAUGUUAUACAUUCUGGAACUGGUGGGGCUGGUGCCAGUGCGCCUCAGGAUCUGUUUAGAAGUCAGGUGACUAAAUGUUGCCUGGAGUUAACUUUCCAAGCUCCCAGGGAAUGCUAUCCUUUCUGUGGCUGUGUUGACUCCACUUCCCUCUCUGGCCCUGCUCUCCCCUUCUCUUCUCUCCUCUCUUCAUCCCCCCUAAUGUCCUGUCCUGUUUUCUCCCCUUCUCUACCCGUCCCCCCUUCUCACUUAUUUUAUAUAUAUAUAGUCUAAGAUCUACUCUUCCCUUACUCUCCCAGAUCAUUACUUGCCCAGGUUUAAAGAAACAUCCUUGAGAGCCUUCAGAAUGUCUUGGGUCAGUGGCUACUUUCUACAAUUUUCUCCCUAAUGCACAUCGAAAAAGCUAGUGCUACCCAUUCCCUACCCCUUUAAAAAAAAGAUCUAUGUUUUCCAUUUUAUGUGCAUGAGUGUUUUGCUUGCUUGUAAGUCUGUGCACCACAUGCAUGCCUGAUGGCCAUGGAGGACAGAAGAGGGCACUGGAUCCCCUGGACUGGAGUUACAGACAGGCGUAAGCUGACAUGUGUACUGGGAACCGAACCUGGGUCCUCUGCAAGAACAAAAAGUGUUUUUCACUGAAGAGCCAUGUCUCUGGCUUGCUAAUACCCCUUUCCUUACUUCCAAGCCACAGCUAUGUGCAUCCACUUAUUCAUUCAGAUACUUCUUUACAGAUCUUUGCAGAGCUUCUCCUAUUGUCUUGUCUUGACAAACCAGCAAAGGUGAGCCAGGCUUUUGUGACCACCUGGUGGUUACAAGUACACACAGAAGUUGCUUUGGGUUCUUUUUCAAUUUACAAUAAUAUUUUGCAAGUUUUCUUUACUUUGUUUUAACCUUGCUUAUUUUGCCUAACUUUGGUAUUAAUUCAAUGAGUUAUGUAAUUUAUUCACCCUUCCUUGUCUUCUUUUACUAUAUAAUAUUCUUUUUAAAACAUUGUGACAGUUUGUAUAUGCUUGGCCUAGGGAGUGGCAAUGUUAAGAGGUGUGGCCUUUUGGGAGUAGGUGUGUCGCUGUGGGAGUGGUUUUUAAAACCCUAGUACUAGUUGCUUGGAAUUCAGUCUUGUAGCAACCUUCAGAUAAAGAUGUAGAACUCUCAGCAUCUCCUGUACAAUGCCUGCCUAGACGUUGCCAUGCUCACACCUUGAUGAUAAUGGACUGAACCUCUGAACCUGUACGCCAGCUCCAAUUAAAUGCUGUCCUUGUAACAGUUGUGUUGGUCAUGGUAUCUGUUCAGAGCAAUGAAAACCUAAGACAAACAUAUUUGUAUUUAGUAUUGUUAGUGUGGGGCUCCACUGUGUGGCAAGACACCCCCACUUGGUAUAGAAGUCAGAAGACAGUAUUCAGGAGUUGGCCCUCUCCUUCCACCUUGCUUAGACAAGGUCUUUCAUGCUGGUAUGAGAGACUAUUCUGCAUGUUUCAGGCUGGCUAGCCUGUGAUCGUCAAGCUGUUUCUCCGAUCUCUGCCUCUCAUUUCACCCUAAGAGUGCCACGACUACAUAUUGACACCGAUGCAUCCAGCAUUUUUAUGUGACAACUCUGAGGCUCAAACUCAGGUCACAGGCUCACUCAGCAAACACUUUCAUCUGCCAAGACAUCUGGCCAGCCAUGGAAAGCAUUCUUUUUUCUCAUUUUAUUGUGUGUGACACUAUACAUAUGGAGGGGUCAGAGGAAAGCUUUCAGAAGUCAGGUCUCUCUUUCCAUCUCUACUGCAAUUACCCACUCUUCUACUGGUAACUGCUUGGGCUCUGUUCAGCUUUUAAUUAUGGAGAACAAAAAUAUUAUUAUGAACCUAUUGUCUCAUGUACAAGAAUGUCUUCAAGGAAUAUAGCAGGAGGUGGUGUGAGGUCUGGGCUUGCUCCAUGCUCACCAGUAAGUGUGUGAGUUUCCUUCAUCCUCAUUAUCUCGCAAUGUUUAAAAUUAUUGAACUUUUAAAAUUUUUCUAAUCCAAUGAAUUCUCAUUGUUUCAAUAGAUCAUUGACGGCUGCUGGCUAGUGGAACUGGAGUCUUGCAGGGUUGAGGUGGAAUAUGUGUUCUUAGCUAGCAGUGUGUUGUAUGUAUUUGUGUGUGUGUUUCUAUAGGGAUUUCCAUAUCCAGGUUUUUGUCCAUGGUUCUUUGGAAUGUUGCUCUAACUUUAAUUUUUUUCAAACUUUACUUUUAAUCUUAAAUGCUUUAACCUCAUGUCUUAGUUAGGGUUUUACUGCUGUGAACAGACACCAUAACCAAAGCAAGUCUUAUAAAAAACAACAUUUAAUUGGGGCUGGUUUACAGGUUCAGAGGUUCAGUCCAUUAUCAUCAAGGUGAGAGCAUGGCAGCAUCCACGCUGUUAUAGCGCAGGCAGAGCUGAGAGUUCUACAUCUUCAUCCAAAGGCUGCUAGUGGAAGACUGACUUCCAGGCAACUGGGAUGAGAGUUUUAAGCCCACACCCACAGUCACACACCUAUUCCAACCAGGUCACACCUAUUCCAACAAGGCCACACCCCCAAAUGGUGCCACUCCCUGGUCCAAGAAUAUACAAACCAUCACAUCUCCCUUGUAGUCUACCACCCACCAGAGGUAGUGGAAAAGAAAGCAUAUGGAGGGAGCACAGAGUGGAGAAGUGAACCUGUUUAGAAAGGUUCUUUGGAGAAACUCUCAUCUGUGUUUUCUGGAAAUUGGCAGUUCAGUUUACAGGUUAGCAGUGGCAGCUCUAUUCACUCGCAAACACUUUACGGAUACACUAGCAGUCCAGUUCAGUAGUGUCUGGUUAGCAACAAUGGUGACAUUACCUAGCAGAAACAGCCAGGCCUCAGCCUCUGCUCGGGUCAGUAGGAAGGACCAGGAGGAACACCAGGAGAAGUUCUCAUCUGUGUCUCUCUUAGGGAAGCAAAGAUCAGCAAAGACCCACAAGCUUUGCACAGCUAGCUGUACCAAUAAGCCAAGAUCUGCCUCCAUCACUACAUGGAAUCCUAUUUAUACCCUUUGAACAGCAUGUGUCCUCCACGUCUCUUGCCCCAGCAUGAUUCUUGCCUCAGUACAUGCAUCCAAUCAGUCUGAGUCCUUGGAAGAGGCAACAAACUUUAGCAUACCACCAAAAGUUUUUUUGGUGCUUUCUCUAUGGCAUCCCAAGAAAUGCAGCUCAACUGAACAACGCAAGGUGGACCAAUACAUGUGUGUUGUUAGCAAAGAAUCCUUAAUCACAUGUCCUUUCAUGUGUUUGUUUUAGCAGAACAUCCUCUCUUCUGUGUCUACUUUAACAAAACAUUCCUUCACGUGUUUGCCCCAGCAAAACACUAUCCAAUCGACUUUCCAAAGAGCCCUUAAGUUUCCAAUUUAUGUUGGCAUCUUCAAUAUUGAUUUUAGAGAGUGCUUCAUAUAUGUUUAUAUCCAGGAUAACAAUCCAGACUAGAGUUUAUUUCGACUUAUAAUGCCUUUUAUCUACAGAAAUCUUAAGUUUUAAUGUCACGUUUAUCAAUGACAUCUUUCAUGAUGAAUAAUUUCUUAAGUUUAUUUAAGAAGUUGCUUGUGGGGAUGAAGAGAUGGCCCAAUGGUUAAAUAUAUUUCCCACUCUUGCAGAGGACCAGGGUUCAGUUCCCAGAACCCAUGCAGAGAAGCACACAACUGCCUGUAACUCCAGCUUACCAGGAACCUAUGCUCUGGCCUCCACAGACACCUGUACCCACAUGUACGCACCCCAUCAUACAUGUAAUUAAAAAUAGUAAAAGUAAGAUAUUUUUAAAUGAAAUUAUUUACUGCCUCGGUUGUUCUAAAGAUAGUCUUAUUGUAUUUCAGUUUAAACAUUAACUUUUUAUACCGUCUAUUCAAUACCUCCUUUUAUUUACGUGCAUGUGUAGUGUGAGGUAUGGCUCUCUCUGUGUUAUCCCAUGCUGUUCCCAACACCCACUGUUCUGUAAUGCAUUUCUCAAGGGUACCAAGUUCCCCUACACAUAGGGCCCACAUUGUUGGGAAGAGGCAAUGGGCAAAACAGAAGGUAGGUUCAUAUUCAGAGCACAAUAUAGUCUUCCUGGGGGCAGUAUUUUGUGCAUCCUUCAUCCUUUCUCUGCCACAUCUCAAAGUUAGAAGAUGGCUCUUUGUUUCCUGUAUAUUUUAAGUAGUUUUGUUGAUCAUUAGACUGAAAUACCUAACUUGGUUGCUUAACAAAAGGAAGUUCUCAUCUUGAGCAUCAUGGUACAGAGAUGGGUUACCCCAAGUUCCAGGUAGUGAUUCCUGGUUCCUCAUAUCUUUACAUCAGCACGACCUUUGAAUGCUGGUCUGAUUACUCAGUGGUUUCAUGACCUCAGGAAAGUCUCUAAGUCAGUACUUCUCAACCUUUCUACUGGUGUGGCUCUUUAAUAUAGUUCCCCAUGCUACGAUUACCGCAACCAUAAAAAUACUUUUGCUGCUACUCCAUAACAGCAAUUUUGAUAUUAUUAUGAAUCAUAAUGUCCAGUAUCAGGAUAUCUGAUAUGUGACCCCUGUAAAAGGGUCAUUCCAUUUCCAAAGAGGUCACGACCCACGGGUGGAGAACCACUGCUCUACAUCGGGAUCCAGCUUUCUAAUAUAUUGCUAUUGAUUGAAUCAGACAGUCCAGGAAAUGCUUGGUAUGCCUGGCAUCAGGCCCCUCAAACUUUCUCUACGUGGAGCCACUUUUCACUGGAGACAUUUUUUUUUUUUUACACAGCCAUUAUUCCUAUGACUUCCUAAGUCAGGAGUUUAUUUUAAAGUAAUUGGUACAUGUACAACUUAGCGUUUGUAAGUGACUAAAGGGAUUUGCACAGGAAUAAAAUAGAUGUGCUGUUUGACUAACAUCAUCCAACCUAGAAGGUGAAUUUAACACAUUUUUUUAAGAUUUGUUUAUUUAUUCAUUCAUUUAUUUAUUAUAUAAGUACACUGUAGCUAU
This is a messenger RNA of Mus musculus (house mouse), 10269 nucleotides long. RefSeq names its product protein phosphatase 1, regulatory inhibitor subunit 14C (gene Ppp1r14c). Gene Ontology annotation, molecular function: protein phosphatase regulator activity; phosphatase inhibitor activity. The record is from RefSeq and is a predicted model, not a curated record. Gene Ontology annotation, cellular component: cytoplasm; endomembrane system. The transcript is spliced from 5 exons. NCBI's taxonomy places the organism in Eukaryota, Metazoa, Chordata, Mammalia, Rodentia, Muridae. The coding region runs from base 694 to 1131 and encodes 145 amino acids.